Propithecus coquereli (Coquerel's sifaka) is the source of this 9435-nucleotide messenger RNA. It is a transcript of the gene IGFN1, whose product is annotated as immunoglobulin-like and fibronectin type III domain containing 1. Lineage: Eukaryota; Metazoa; Chordata; Mammalia; Primates; Indriidae. The record is from RefSeq and is a predicted model, not a curated record. Gene Ontology annotation, molecular function: protein binding. The transcript is spliced from 30 exons. Bases 1 to 9435 code for a protein of 3144 amino acids.
AUGCCUGCCAGUAAGAAGCUGGAGGUAGCAGGGACCUGGAUCCGCAGGAUGGAGCCGCAGGAGAUCCGUUUCUACCCUCGGAGGAGCCAAAGAGGAGGUAGAACUAUGGCAGAGAAGCCCUGGAGGAAGUCCUCGCUCCCUGGGGUGAAAGUCCGGCAGCUGGUGGAUGAGGUCCCCGAGGGCGGCCGCACGCCGGACUUCGAGCAGAAGCCUGUCACCUUGGCCCUGCAGGAGGGGAGAAAUGCUAUCUUCCGGGCUGUGGUCUGCGGGGAGCCCAGGCCCGAGGUGCGUUGGCAGAGCACCAAAGGUGACCUCAGUAACUCCAGCAAGUACCAGAUCUCCUCCGCCCCCGGCAGCAAGGAGCACGUGCUGCAGAUCAACAAGCUGACAGGCGAGGACACGGACCUGUACCGCUGCACGGCGGUGAACGUGUACGGAGAGGCCGUGUGCUCAGCGAGACUCACCGUCAUCGAAGUUGGCUUCCGGAAGAAACGGAAGAGGCAACAGGAACCCCAGGAGGACCUCAGGAAGGAGCUGAUGGACUUCCGGAAGUUGCUGAAGAAGAGGCCCCCACCAGCCCCUGAGAAAAAGGUGGACCUGGAGCAGGUGUGGCAGCUGCUGAUGACAGCAGACCGGAAGGACUACGAGAAGAUUUGCAUGAAGUACGGCAUCGUCGACUUCCGGGGCAUGCUGCGCAAGCUGCAGGAGAUGAAGAAGGAGCAGGAGAAUAAGAUGGCAAAGUACAUCAACGCCAUCUCCAAUUUGAGACACAUCAGGGUCACCAAGGAGGGGGUCGCGACCUUUGCCCUGGAGCUGGAUCUCAAGGACUCUGAGAGCAAGAUUUACUUGUACAAGGAUGGUGAGAUGGUCCCCUAUGGCUUCGACAACCUGACCAAGCACUAUCUGCGCCGGCUGGGGAAGCGCUACCACUUCCAGAUCCAGGACCUGAGGCUCGAGGACUCUGGCAUUUACCAGGUCAAGGUGGAGGAUACCGUAGUCUUCUCCACGGAACUGGAGGCCAGUGCCAUCCCCGCCAGAGUGGUGGUCCCGCUGGCCGAGACUCGCUGCGAGGAGCACGCUGACGCGGUCUUUGAAUGCACCCUCUCCAACCCCUGCCCCAGUGCUGCCUGGCAAUUCCGGCACCGGCCGCUCCAGCCCAGUGACAAAUACGAAGUGUCUGUGUCCCCCGACGGGCUGACCCACCGGCUAGUGGUGAGGGGGGCCCGUUUCUCAGACAUGGGCCUCUACUCGCUGGGCACCGGGUUCCAUGCCUCCAGCGCCUGGCUGGUGGUGGAAGCUGGGAAGGACAAAGAACUCCAGACCACCUGUGCGGACAGCCAGCUGCAAGGGCGAGGGGCCCCGGCCUGGGAAGCAGAAGACUCUGGGACCAUCGGUAGCCAGGGAGGGAAGCCCAUAGAGCAGGACCCCAUGAGGGGCUUCCAUGAGGGGGCUGAGCUGGAGUCUGGGCUCCAGCGGAUCUCCAGCCCCGACAGGGCUGGCCUUGGCAGGCACGGAUACUCUUUGAUGGAGGAUGAAGGGGCAGCUCGCUCAGAUUGGGGCCCUGGGCAGGAAAGAAAGGGCUUUCUAGAAGCAGAGGGAGACAGAGUCACUCCUGGGGAAAAUCAGCCCCAUAGACAGGGAGGUUGGGCCGGAAGCCUUCAAGGGAGGCCCCAUCUGCAGGGAGAGGGCCCAGAGUCAGGGUUGGGCUUCAUGGGAAAACAACAGCAAGAUCAUGGCAGAGACAUCAAUGGGGACACAUGCUGGGGGACAGCAGGAGGCUGGGAGGCUGGGUCCCGUGGCCCUCAGGAUGGAGGACCGGGGAGCGGCUGGGAAGGAAAGGAGGUCAGAGAAGACAGUAGAGGUCAACGGGAUAGGCACAUCCAGGAGCGACUCUGGGAUGCUGAACUGGGACCUGGGAUAGGAAAGAGGGCCCUUCAGGAAUCCCAGUCCGGUCCUGCGGGGUCCUGGCCAAGAGGGGAGGAGAUAGAGACAAUUUUGCAGGGUGACAGCCUGGACGAGAUGGAGGGAGGGGACGGUCUGAGUAUGGAAAGGGGGAGCGGAGCGGCAAGGGUAGCAUCGAGCAGUGGGACUGGCCCUGGGGCAGCUGCAAACAGCGAUGGAGCAGGAGGUCCUGGCACCCGGGAGUUUCCUGGAGGAAGAAGUUCUAGCUCCAAGGCGGGCGUGGGCCCUGAACCCUGGAGUUUGCAGGGAGGUAGAGAUGCUGACUAUGGGGAAGCCAGGGGCUACUGGGGGUCAGGGGAGUGUCCAGGACAGAUAUCUGGAGGCAAGGACUUCCAGGAACCAUCAAUGUCAGGUGGCAGAAAAUUCCUUUCGGGGAGUGGGAGUCCUGAGGCCAGUGCUGAGGACUCACUGCAGGAGGCAGGUGAUCUACGCUGGGGGGAAUCUGCAGUUAGGGGAAGGGGCUACAAAACCAGCCCCGGAGGCCCAGGAGACCCCAGGUCCUGGAAAGGUGGCUUACAGGAUGCAGAAGGAAGGGAUGGCCAGGAGACAGCUAGGGCCUUGGGCGGCGCAGGGGAAGGCUCCAGAAGCCUCCAGUCCUCCCAGGGCUGGGCAGCAGGUCAGGGGGGAGAAGGGGAAGCCGGCAGACCAGAGUCUGAGAGCGCAAGUCCUUGGGAUGACACGUGGUCCAGCCCCAGAAAAACUGGGGCCCACCAUGGGCCAGGAGUGCUGGGGUCCAGGGGAGGGAAAGGGGGCCUGGGUGGUACCCAGGUGGCUGGGCUGAUAGAGUCCGGUCAGGGGGCAGAUGCCGGAAGCCACAGCCUAAUUAGGUCUCCAGGCCUGGGUGCUCAGGGGCCUGGGGGCACUCUAGGAGGUACAGACGGAUUAAAAGGUCUGGGGGUAAUAGGGUCUGAACCAGAUUUCUGGAAUGGGCCAGAGAGCUCCAGAGUAAAAGGAUGCAAAGGUGAGAUGGGCCAUGAGGAUGGCUUAGGAGGCCCAGAGAGAAUGGAAUCUAGGCAUGGGGGUGGCUCAGGACAUCCUAGAGGAAUAGGUCUUGAAAACAAGGCUGGUUACAGUGACGGCUCAGCGGUGCCUGGAGAGAUGGGGUCUGGUCAUGGUGCUGGUUGUAGAGUUGCCUCUGGGGUACCCGUGGGAACAGAGUCUGAGGCAGGGAGUGCUUCCAGGCAUGGCUUGGGGGUGCCCAGGGGAAUGUGGUCUGGUGACAGAGAUGACUGUGGUCCUGCAGGAAAGGGGUCUGGGGGAGUUGCCAGUCUCAGGGGUGGCUCAGGGGGCCCUGAUGGAGCACCCAUGGAUGAAGCCAGGAAUCGGGACGCUUGCAGAGGACAGGGGGAAACAGGCCCUGGGGGAGGCCAUCAUUUGGAUGGUGGCCCAGGGAGUCCUGGGACAGUGGGGUCUGUGGGUAGAGGUGGUCGCAAGGCCUCCAGAGCAGUGGAGACUGUUAGGGAGGGACAUGUGGAAGCAGAACCAGGAGGCGCUGGAAGAACAAGGCCUUGGGGUCAGGCUGGAGAUUAUGAGGGCUUCAGAGGCUCAGAGGCCCUGGGGGCCUUCAGAGAAGGAGGCUAUGAAGAUGGCGCCGGGGGUCCAGGAGCCAUGGACUCAGGGUCUCUGAGGAGAGGGGGAAAGGUGGGUGAUGGGGAUGGGACUGGGUACCUUGGUGCCAGGGCCUCUGGAGCUGGAAUUGGUUAUUGGGAUGGUACCAGGCACCCUGAGGCACUAGCGCCUCACGCGGGGGCUGGUUCUGAGAGCCAGUGGGCCUGUGGGUCUGGCAGGGUGCUGGGAUCUGCGGCUGGGUCAGAAAUUCCAGAGGCUCAGGGAACUGGGGGCAGAACAUCUUAUGAAAGAGGGUCAAGGGGCCUUGGGCCUAGGAGAACAGGGCCAGGGGGUGCAGCAGGCUUUAGAGGUGGCUCUGGAGGAAUGGGAUCAGAAGAUGGGGCAGGUUGGGGGAAUGGCACUGGGGAUUCUGGGGAAAUGGGCUCAGUAGAUAAGGCAGGUUAUAGAGAAGGCUUAGGGGCUCCUGGGAGAAGGGGUUUAGGAAGCAAGGCAGACUAUAGGGAUGGUUUAGGGGGUUCUGGGGAAAUGGGGGGUUCAGGAAGCAAGGCAGACUAUAGAGAUGGUUUAGGGGGUUCUGGGAAAAUGGGCUCAGUAGAUAAGGCAGGUUACAGAGAAGGCUUAGGGGAUCCGGGGGGAAAGGGUUUAGGAAGCAAGGCAGAUUGUAGGGAUGGUUUAGGGGGUUCUGGGGAAAUGGGGUCAGUAGAUACAUCUGGUUAUAGGGAAGAUUUGGGGGCUCCUGGGAGAAGGUGUUCAGGAAGCAAGGGAGACUAUAGGGAUGGUUUAGGGGGUUCUGGGGAAAUGGGGUCAGUGGAUACAACUGGUUCUGGGGAAAUGGGGUCAGUGGAUACAACUGGUUAUAGGGAAGAUUUGGGGGCUCCUGGGGGAAGGGGUUCAGGAAGCAAGGCAGACUAUAGGGGUGGUUUAAGGGGUUCUGGGGAAAUGGGGUCAGUGGAUACAGCUGGUUAUAGAAAAGACUUGGGGGCUCCUGGGGGAAGGGGUUCAGGAAGCAAGGCAGACUAUAGGGAUGGUUUAGGGAGUUCUGGGGAAAUGGGGUCAGUGGAUAAGGCAGGUUGUAGGCAUGUUUUAGGGGGUUCUGGGAGGAUUCCAUUAGGGAGUGAGGCAGGUUAUAGGGAAGCCUUAGGGGGCACUGGAGGAAUGGGGUCAGGGGGUGAGGUCAGUUAUAGGGGAGGCUCAGGAGGGCCUGGGGAAAUGGGGUCAGAGGGUGAAAUGCGCUGUGGAGAUGGUUUAGGGCAGUUUGGGGUGCCAGGCUCACUGGCUGGAGCAGGACAUGAGGCUGGACCCAGAGACCACAAAGCUACAAGGCACGGGUCAAGAUAUUGGGUAGCAUCAGAAGGUGGCAUGAGCUCCAAGGAUGGUCCAGAGAGGGCCAGAAAGGGGCUUGUUGAUGGGGCAGGCCCUGGAUUGGGCUCUGGGGUGGCUGGAGUGCUGGGCACUGCAGAUGGCACAGCACACAGGGACGGCCCCAGGGUCCCAGGGAUGCCAGAGUCUCAGGGAGGGCCACAGACUCUUCCAGGUGGGUGGGGGUCCACCAAUGGUCUUAGGGGCGAUGGCACCUCAGGGAUCCCUGAGGCCUUGCAGGCUGUUGGUUCCAAGGGAAAAUCAGAUAUUGAAGAGUGGCAAGAUGGUUCUGGGAUUCCAGGGUCUUCUAGGGACAGAGGGGCUCCCAGGGGAAAGGGCAGGUCUGCAGACCAAGCAGGGAAUAGAGGGGGUUCUGGGUUUCUUGAUGGUAAGGAGGCAGCGGAAGGUGAGACCUGGGUGGGGGUGGAUGUUUUGGAGUCUAGACCUGAACGGGACUUCUGGACACCAGGCCCAGGAAUAGCAGACAAGGGUAGAGUUUCUGGCCAGGGUGGAUUGGCACCUCAGGGAGGUGGGGACUCACUGCUGGGAGGCAGGAGGACAGGAGCAGGUUCAGGGAGCUCAGCAGGGGCAGGCCAGGUCCUGGACAGAGGCUCCAGGCCCAGUGGAAGGGACAAGCCAAUGCCAGGGCCAGCUGAUGGGAGAGGGGAGAGCAAUGCUGGGGUCCCAGGCUGGGAAGACCAGGGGUUUGGCCAAGGCAGCGCAGGUGCUAGAGGCCAACCCUCAGGCUCCAGGGCUUCCGGUUCUCUGCAGGAGAAAGGUGCCACUUUCAGUGGGACCCAUGAAGGGCCAGGGGGCUUUAAAGGCAGGGAGGGUCCACCAGGCCAAGAGGCAGCUGGAGAAGGUCAAGGCCCAUGGUCCUUGGAUAGCAAAGGUUCAGGUCCUGGGAGGGGCAGGACUGGCGGUGCAGAGGACUCAGGUGUCCUAGGCAAGAGGAAUUCCACUGAGUGGGGGAACGGCCUCACCCCAAAACCUGGGGAGCCAGGACCUCGGGGAGCCUGGAAUGGCUUAGAUGGUCCCUUUGGCAGAAAAGGCUCUGGAGAUAGAUCAGGAGGGGUCCAGGGCCUGAGCGCUCAGGCAGGCAAAGGACAGAGAGGAGGAAGUGGGUUCCUUGGGGAGCAAGGGUCCCUGGAGGCUGAGAAUGGCACAGCCCAAGGUCCCAGGGCCCUAAAGGAGAAUGAGGGAUGGGGAGUGGAAGAGUCUGGCAGGUCAGACAGGAGGCCAGGUCCACUCGGGGGCAGAUCUCAAGCACAAUCAGGGGCUGAAGUUGGAGUAGCCAAGAGAGGGAGAGUGGACGAGGCCAGAGGUACGGGGCAGCCUCCUGCGGGGGAGACCCGAACGUGCCUAGGGGAACCUCCACGUGAAGACUGGACCCGGGAGUCCCCAAGUCAUCUUGGCAGCAGGAGAGGUGGCAAAGAGGGCCGGCUGGAUGUCUACGGCAAGGGCAGAGAUGCCACCCAGAGUCCCACAUCCAGAUACAAGCCUGGCACUGGCAGUUUCUCCACGGAGGCCCGAGGCCCCACAGGCCACUUCUCCCAGGGCCUGGCUGACACGGAGGUGCAGCGGGGGGAAACUGCCACACUCUCCUGCACCCUCACCAGUGACCUGGGACCCGGCGCCUGGUUUAAGGACGGAGUCAAGCUCACCACCCAGGAUGGAGUCGUCUUUGAGCAGGACGGUCUCGCGCACAGACUCCUCAUUGCCCACGUGCAGGGGACCCAGGCCGGGAGGUACACCUUCGUCGCCGGCAACCAGCAGAGCGAGGCCACCCUGACCGUCCACGAUCCGCCCACCAUCGCUCCAGACGUGACAGAGACGCUGAGAGAGCCCUUGGUGGUCAAGGCCGGGAAGCCGGUGACAGUGAAGGUCCCCUUCCAGAGCUGCCUCCCGGUUCAGGCUGCCUGGAGGAAGGAUGGGGCCGAGCUGGGCGGCAGCGGCAGCGGGGGCGCCCAGGUGGCCCUGGGGGACGGCUACGUGCGGCUGUGCCUCCCCAGCGCACGCAGGAAGGAUUGUGGCCAGUACAGCGUGACCCUGAGGAGCGAGGGAGGCUCUGCGCAGGCCACGCUCGCCCUGCAAGUCAUAGACAAGCCUGAGCCCCCGCAGGGCCCCCUGGAGGUGCAGGAUCGCCACGAGGCUGGUGUCCGCCUCCGCUGGCGGCCCCCGAGAGAUGAUGGGGGCCGGGCCGUGGAGCACUACGUGGUGGAGAGGCGACAGGCUGGCAGGAGCACCUGGCUGAAGGUGGGCGAGGCCCCCGCAGACGGCACCAGCUUCACCGACGCCCAGGUGGAGCGGGGCCGGAAGUACGCCUUCCGCGUGCGGGCCGUGACCUCCGAGGGGGCCGGCGAGGCCCUGGAGUCUGAGGAGGUCCUGGUGGCUCCUGAGGCUCUCCCCGGGGUGCCUUCUGCCCCGGCCAUCCUGUCGGCCUCCAGCCGGGGCAUCACACUAACAUGGACAGCACCGCGGGGCCCUGGCAGUGCCCACGUCCUGGGCUACCUGAUUGAGAAGCGCAAGAUGGGGAGCAGCACCUGGACGGCAGUGAAUGACCAGCCUGUCCCUGAGAGGAGGUGGACGGUGGUGGACGUGCGGCAGGGCUGUCAGUACGAGUUCCGGGUGACGGCAGUGGCUCCCUCAGGCCCUGGAGAGCCUGGGCCCCCUUCGGAUGCUGUGUUCGCCCGGGACCCCAUGAGACCUCCUGGGCGCGUGCGGAAUCUCCAAGUCACAGACACGACAAACACCAGCAUCACCCUGAGCUGGGCCGGACCGGAUACCCAGGAUGGGGACGAAGCCCAGGGCUACGUGGUGGAGCUGUGUCGCUCAGACAGUGUCCAGUGGAUGCCAUGCCACACGGGCACCGUGCCAGUCACCACCUACACGGUCAAGGGGCUUCGGCCCCAAGAAGGCUACUUCGUGCGAGUGACAGCAGUUAAUGAAGGAGGCCACGGCCAGCCCACUGCCCUGGACACGUUAGUGCAAGCGAUGCCCACCACUGUCUGUCCCAAGUUCCUCGUGGACUCCCACACAAAGGACUCGCUGUUGGUCAAGGCUGGGGACACCGUCAGCGUGCCGGUCUCCUUUGAAGCUGCCCCCAUGCCUAAGGUGACCUGGCUGAAGGAUGGCUUGCCCUUGCCCAAAAGAAGCGUGACCACCACCAAGGACGGCCUUACACAGCUUCUGAUUCCUGUGGCCAGCCUCUCGGACAGCGGCCUCUACACCGUGGUGCUGAGGGGCCUUCAGGGGAAGGAGGUUGCCCGCAGUUUCCGCAUCAGGGUGGCAGCGUGUCCGCAGCCGCCUGGGCCCAUCCACCUGCAGGAGAACGUGCCUGGGACGGUGACGGCCGAGUGGGAGCCCUCUCCGGACGAGGCCCGGGGCAUCCCGCUGCACUACGCGGUGCAGACGCGCUCCUCGGCGGACGGCUCCUGGCGCGAGGCGGCGGACCGCGUCCACACCAACCGCUUCACCCUCCUGGGCGUCCUCCCCGGCCAUGAGUACCGCUUCCGGGUGGUGGCCAAGAAUGAGCUGGGGGCCAGCAGACCCUCGGACCCCAGCCAGCCCUGGAGCAUCCCCCGGCAGCGCGACAGGUUCACCGUGAAGGCCCCCAGCUACCGGGAGCCCGACCUGAGCCAGAAGCCCCGGUUCCUGGUAGGGCUGCGGACCCACCUGCUGCCCCAGGGCUGCGAGUGCUGCAUGAGUUGCGCCGUGCAGGGCUCGCCCCGGCCCCGCGUCACCUGGUUCAAGAACGACCAGAGCCUGGAAGGGAAUCCUGCAGUGUACAGCACCGACUUGCUGGGCGUGUGUUCCCUCGUCAUCCCCAGCGUCGCCCUCGAGGACAGCGGCGAGUACAAGGCUGUGGCGGAGAACACGCUGGGCCAGGCUGUCAGCACCGCCACCCUCAUUGUCGUAGGUAAAGCGAGGCACUGCCGGGCGAGGCGGGAAACGGCAGCCGCGGACUCCUCGCCACGGGCCCGCACCAGAGCCCUGAGCUGUGGCCGCGGGGACCGGCUGCUCCUGGCGGUCCUGUCGCUGCUGGCGGUGGGCAGCGUGGGGCUGCAGGGCUGGCUGCUUGCCACGCAGCUGGAGGCGCUGCGGACUCGGGUCCACGAUCUCCUCCCGCACCCCCAGGAGGCCAGUGUGGCCCGGCUCUCCAGCACCACGGAGGAGCGGCUGUGGGCACAGCAGCUGGAGCAGGCGGAAGGUGGCUGGAGCGGGGGCCCCUCCCCGCCACACAUGACCACCAGGGGACACCGCAGGCUUUACAGUGGGGCUAGAGAAGCCCUGGAUGCCCGAGGUGGCCCACGGGGAGAGAGUGGGCACUUCGUGACAUCUGGGGACAGCCUGGGGGCAGAGGAGCAGAGAGGGAUGGAAAGUGGGGCUGGAGCAGGGGUGGAGCGGGUCCAGGCUGAGUCCACCGCCUGUGGUGUGGUGCUCUCUGCCCUGGAGCUGCACCUGUGCUCCCUGAGCCCCCAGAAUCCACAGAGUGGGAACCCGGAGCCGAAUGCGCCGCCCGUGCCCUGGGGUGUCGACAGCUGA